CAACAAACAAACAAAGCCAACAACAACAACAAGCAAGAAGCAGCAAGGCAAGAAGCACCCCCACCCAAUACAAGGCAAAGGCCGACAGGGACAAGGGCGAGUGGGAGGCGCAGAGACAGCAAGGCAAGGAGAGGUCGAGCGUGUGGCAGAAAGCCAAUCGUGCCGCAGCCCAGCAAGCUGGAAACUCACGGGUCGCUGAGCAGCCCACCCGCCAAGCGCCCGCGCCUCGGCAUGACUGACAUCGUCCGCAGUCGAGAUGGCAAGGCGUUCGAGCGUACGGAAGUGGUGCGGCUCGUUGCUCAGACCCUCACCGAACUGGGAUACAGGCAAGCACUCGAUACCAUGGACAAGGUUGAGUUCGUCUCGGAAGACAAGAGAAGGCGGGCGGUGGCUGUCCUGCAUCGCGAGCACUUUUUUGAUCUCGUCACAUCUGGGCAGAAGCUUGAGGCCCUGCGGCACCUUCGCACAAAGCUCACAGCAUACUACACAAAGCCGGAUGACCUGAAGCGGUUCACCAACUUCCUGAUGAGUACGCCGACCAAGACGAAACCGCAGCAAGUAGCAACAUCAUCAUCAUCGUCACCAGCUGACGUGCAGCGACAAUCAAGACAGGAGAUCACAGCCAAACUUGAGGCUGUAGAUGCGCAGCGCUGCCUCUCUGUUUCGGACGCCAGCGGCCCGUGUUCUCUCCUCGGUGACAAGCGCCCUGUCGACAUACCUCGCAAGCUGCUGUUCAAGCUGAAACCACUCAAGGACGAAAUCUGGUUUGUCGAAUUCUCUCCGACUGGCCAGUACCUUGCUGCAGCGGGCAGAUCCAAGUCUGUGUCUGUGUUUGAUACGCUGAAACGUUUCAAACGCGUGGCCAAGAUCCGCUGUCCUUCCCCCGUCGCCUCCAUUUCAUGGGCACCAGAUGGCCAGAACAUUGCAAUCGGCCAUGAGGAUGCACGAUCAAUUCAGAUCUACAACAUGGACACGCGCGAAGUGUCGCAGACAUGGUCCCACCACUCCGCGGGCCCGUGCGUGUGUGCAUUUGGACCCACCAACGCCUUUGCGUCCUGCAGCAGUGCAGACGGGCGCGUGCUGUACUUUGCGUCGAAGGAAGCAUUGCAGUCCCCAACACACACGUGGCGCGAACUCCGGGGCAUCCAGCUCGUGUUUUCACCAGACGAGACAAAGCUGAUUGUUGCUGCGCACGACAAACGCAUUCACAUCUUCAACCUCUCCACAUUUGAAGAGGAGGCUUCCAUCUCCACAAAAGGCGCCAUCAUGUCGCUCAAGCUCUCGGGCGAUGGGAAAUUCCUCCUCGUCAGCACAAAGCCGGCGGUGGUGCAGCUGUUUGACAUUGAGAAAAAGGCGCUGGUGCAAGAGUUUACGGGACACGUACAGGAACGGUUUAUGAUUCGAUCGUGUUUUGGGCCCAAGGACAAGUUUGUCAUCAGCGGCAGUGAAGAUGGGAAGGCGUACCUGUGGCACCGGGAGACGGCCCAGCGGGUGGCCAAGCUCGUUGGUCAUGACGGCGCGGUGAACGACGUGUCAUGGCACCCGCGCUGCCCGUAUGUGGUGGUGACGGCGAGCGACGACCACAGCGUCUUCGUGUGGGGCCCGUCGCACUUCACACGCCGCGAUCUCUGGCCACUGCUCAAGAACCCCGAGACACACGUGGUGUCACCCGAAACCAAUGGAGAGACGGACGGGCUGUUCUCUGCCGACGACACUGGACGCAGCACGCGUGCAGUCCGUGGUGACGAGGGUGAGGACGAGGGUGAUGACGGCGGCAACACGAGCAUGCUGAGCACACAGGCAGGCGCAACACAGGGGUCAACGACAAGUGUUGCGAGCGUGGGGAUGGACAGCAGCGCGAUUGAGGAUGAUGACGAUGAUGAUGACGACGACACAUAUGAUUACGAGGAUGAUGAUGAUGAUGAUGAGGAUGACGACUGGCACGACCGCCAGCUCACCUCGUCAUCCUCCUCCUCCUCUGAUGAAGACGGUGAUGAUGAUGGUGAUGGUGAUGGUGGUGAUGGCGAUGGUGGCGAUGGUGCGGUUGCAGGGGAGAACGAUUCAGACAGCAGUGUCAACAUGCCAGCUGUUUUCCGUCUCGUUGUCCGCAACUACAUGCGUGAACGCGAGCGCGAGCGCGACAACUCGUCAGAUUCUGAUGCCGUUUGA
This is a messenger RNA of Salpingoeca rosetta, 2169 nucleotides long. RefSeq lists its product as uncharacterized. Bases 232 to 2169 code for a protein of 645 amino acids. Gene Ontology annotation, molecular function: protein binding. NCBI's taxonomy places the organism in Eukaryota, Choanoflagellata, Craspedida, Salpingoecidae. The transcript is spliced from 18 exons. The record is from RefSeq and is a predicted model, not a curated record.